Paramecium tetraurelia is the source of this 882-nucleotide messenger RNA. RefSeq lists its product as uncharacterized. Lineage: Eukaryota; Ciliophora; Oligohymenophorea; Peniculida; Parameciidae. The transcript is spliced from 4 exons. Gene Ontology annotation, cellular component: cytosol. The record is from RefSeq and is a predicted model, not a curated record.
AUGGGCAAUUACUGCAGUGAGAUUUGCAAUGAACCUGAAAUUUAAGUCUUGAGAUUGUCUGAUUUGGAAUGCACUCCUCAAUCUGUGCGUUCAAGAAAGAGCCAACACCAGAAAGGCUACUUCACUGAGAGCAAAGAACCAGUUCUUCAUUUGAAUAAUAACACCGAGAAAUAGAGGCGGCCUCCUUAUCGCUACACCACAGGAGGAGUGUAUGAGGGAGAAUGGGUCGGAAACAAGAGGGAGGGAAUCGGAAUUAUGACUUGGCCAGAUGGAGCCAAGUAUGAGGGCGAGUGGAAAGAUAACAGAGCGAAUGGUAACGGUAAAUUCUGGCAUUUAGACGGCGACACUUACGAAGGAGAAUGGAAGGAUGAUUAGACACAUGGCUACGGCAUAUAUGUACACGUCAAUGGAGCCAAGUAUGAGGGCUAUUGGAAGAACGAUGUACAAGAUGGAUAUGGAAUUGAAAUUUGGGCAGAUGGAAGUAAAUAUGAAGGAUUUUACGUCAUGGGCAAAAAGGAUGGUUAAGGCAAAUACUAUUGGCCAGAUGGUAGUUCUUACUAGGGAGCUUGGUCAGAAAACAACAUCAAUGGUCAUGGUACAUAUUAAUGGCAAGAUGGUCGAUAGUAUGUUGGAGAUUGGUUAGAUAAUUGUAUGCAUGGCAAAGGAUGUUAUAAAUGGAAAGAUGGGAGAUCAUACUUAGGGGAAUUUGUACAAGAUAAACGACAUGGAUUUGGAGUUUAUGAAUGGGAGGAUGGAAGGAAAUAUGAAGGAUUCUGGGAUAAUGGAAAAUAACAUGGGGAAGGUAACUAUUAUGAAUCAAAUGGCAAGAUGAGGAGAGGGUUAUGGGAAGAUGGUAAAAGGAUUAAAUGGCUAGAUGAGUGA